Molecule: messenger RNA, 2001 nt
Organism: Paramecium tetraurelia
Lineage: Eukaryota; Ciliophora; Oligohymenophorea; Peniculida; Parameciidae
Exons: 2
Biological process (GO): protein modification process
Source: RefSeq, a predicted model, not a curated record
AUGUUUCAGUCAUCUCUAUCUCACAAAAAAUUGAAGCAAAUAGACAUUAGAAAAAAUCAUCACUAUUAUCUUAAUGCCCCUUAUUAAAUUAGUGUCCUAACUCCUGAGUAACAAAAAUUCGAACAAUAGAAUGAGUCCGUCAAUUCAUAAUAAUCAUAUUAAAAUAAUAGUUAUACUCAAUAUACUGAAGAUCUUUAUUUUAGAAAACAUUCAAAAUUAUUUAGAGAUCUCAGAAGCACAUCAAAUUAGAAUAAUAAUAAUUAAUUAAAUAAUAUAAAUCAGUCAUUCAUAUUUAGAAUUAAGUCAAAAAAUCAUCUAUAAGAGGAACCUUUAAUCCUGGAUAAUUUGGGUCAAAGAGACAAAGACAAAAAGACAAAAGAUUUGGUUAAAGUAUUGCAUGAAAUGAAAAAAAAAAGAUAGAAAUAUAUUUAGAAAGAAUAAUUUAUUCCAAGAUCCCCUAUUCCAUUACUGAAAAGAUAAAAUUGUAUUUACUUAGAUGAACCUCAAGUUGAAAAGCUCGCCAAUCAUAUUAAAACUCUUCCCAUCAUUAAUAAAAGAGAACCUGGAUUAAAUAAUGCAUAAUAAAAUGAUACAUAAUCUAAUUUUUAAAAGUUAACUAAUCAUGGAAAUUUAGAAGAAUAAUUUUAAUCUAAGCUUAUCAGUCUUUAAUAGUUUAUAUUUUAACUUCAAUGCAAUUAUUUACUUUAUGUAAAAUAAUCUUAAGUUAGAUAAUAGACAUACUUCAUUGAAGAAAUAAACUAAAAUGAUCAAAUUAUUAUGUAAUUAAUGAAAAAGAGAUGGUGGUGGUGUGAAUCUCUUGAAAAAUCAGAGGAUGUAUAAUUUUAUUGGUCUCAAAAAUUGAAUUAGUAAAUUCUAUAGAAAUAACAAACUCAUGCGUUAUUUGAUAUUACCAAAAAAAGAGUUAUUAAUCCACAAAUUAUAAAUAAUCAUGAAGAAUUCUUAAAAUUUGCUCAAGAAUAAAAAUUGACAUUUAUUUAAUAAAAUAGUAGAAUUCAUAAUCACUUAGAUCUAUAUUAAAUAUUUAAUUUGAAAAAGAAUUUACUAAAAUUUAUUAAUAAAUAUUAGACACUCGCAAAUGAAGAGCUCCAACAAUUCUUUCCAUAUUCGAUUAAUGUUGCUAAUAUUUAAGAUCCAUAAUUCAAUAUAUACUAAAUUAAAUACAAACUCACUAAUUCAUUAUGGCUAGUAAAACCUGGAGAGUAACUCAAUAAUCAUUCUUAGAUAAAGCUAUGCUAAAACACAAAGUAAGUUUCUGAUUUUAUUACUUCUGAACUAAAAAAUUCAAACAGAGUGGUUGAUUCUUUCAUAAUCUAAUAAUAUAUUAAGCCAUUUUUAUAUCAAAAAAGAAAGUUUGAUAUUUGUGCUUAUAUCCUUAUAACCUCUUUUAAUGGAAUUGUUAGAGUAUACUUUUAUGAUGAAGUGAUUGGAAGGACAAGCAGCAAGGAAUAUUCAGACAAUGAUUUAGAUCCUUUAACUCAUUUUACUAAUAGUCAAAUCCAAAAAGAGUGCAAGUCCUUUUCAUUAUAUGAGUCAGGAAAUAAAUUAUCCACUGAGAAAUUAUAAGAAUUUUUUAAAUAAUUUAAGAUAAAUUUUAGGGAGAUAAUGAUCUCCAAAUUCAAAAGGAUAGCUACAAAUAUAUUUAAGUCUAUGUUUACAUAAAUGGUUUUAAGGGACUACAAUUUCGAAAUUGUAGGUUUAAAUUUUAUUGUAGAUACAGCACUAAAACCAUGGUUGAUUGAUGCCAAUUUAAAUCCAUCCUUAAUUCCUGAUUGUCCCUUUCACUAAAAGUUCUUAACUUAAUUAUUGGACAGUGUAUUUUAAUAUACCUUAGAUUUACUUCAUCCUCCUCCAUUAAAUUGGCCUUAAAACAAAAAAUAAUUAAUUGAAAAUUUUACUAUACAAGAUAGGUUUUCUGUCAUCUUUGAUUCUAGAUUCGAUUCAGAAAUACUCUUAGAAUUAUAUUAAAAAGAUAUAAAUUGA